Molecule: messenger RNA, 2663 nt
Organism: Lacerta agilis (Sand lizard)
Lineage: Eukaryota; Metazoa; Chordata; Lepidosauria; Squamata; Lacertidae
Gene: APBA1
Product: amyloid beta precursor protein binding family A member 1
Exons: 14
Coding region: 89-2599 (836 amino acids)
Biological process (GO): chemical synaptic transmission
Cellular component (GO): dendritic spine; cytoplasm; plasma membrane
Molecular function (GO): amyloid-beta binding; protein binding
Source: RefSeq, a predicted model, not a curated record
ACACUGCUGGUGCCCAGAAAUGUCUAAUUACAAAGCCUCAACACACAAAAUGUCAAUAGAAUAAGUGAGGCUCCCUCAAGAACCUGCCAUGAACCAUUUUGAGGGACCAGCUGAAGGAGAGGUGAAUGAUGAACUAAGGAGUAGACUGGUGAAUGAAUCUGUGGAGGCUGACCUGGAACAUUCUGAGGUAGAGGAUGAACAGCCCCAGUAUGCCAUUCAUUACCCAAGAUGUGCCAAUAGCAGCCUUGAAGGACGCUCUCGACAGGAAGAGGAGGAGGGCACGUUAGCACGGUCAGCUAGCACUGAGAGCGGCUUUCACAACCACACGGAUACUGCUGAGGGAGAUGUCAUAGCCACAGUGGAGGAUGCCUAUGAAGGAGACCGAGUGCUGGACAAUGAGGAUGAGAGUGCCUAUGCAGUGCAGUACAGGCCCGAGGCAGAGGAGUACACAGAAAAUGCUGAGGCAGAACAUGCGGAGACGAUGCGUAACCAAACUCUCCCCAACCACUUGCACUUCCAUUCCAUUGAGCACGAGGAAGCCAUGAAUGCUGCUUAUUCAGGCUAUGUGUACACCCACCGGCUCUUCCACCGGGGGGAAGAUGAGCAGUAUGCUGAGCCCUAUGCUGACUAUGGGCUGCAGGAACAUGUCUAUGAGGAGAUAGGUGACACACCUGACCUUGAUGUUCGGGAAGGCCUUAGACUCUACGAGCAAGAGAGGGAGGAGGCUGACAACUAUCGAAAGGAAGCUCUCGGUGCCCGGCUCCACCACUAUGAUGAGCGCUCUGAUGGAGAGUCUGACAGCCCCGAGAAAGAGGCAGAGUUUGCUCCCUAUCCAAGGAUGGACAGUUAUGAACAAGAAGAAGACAUUGACCAAAUUGUGGCUGAAGUCAAGCAGAGCAUGAGUUCUCAGAGCCUGGACAAAGCUGCUGAAGACAUGCCAGAAGCAGAGCAGAAUGUGGACCCUGGUGACACUCCUGCUCAUGUUCACCAUGAAAGCAACCGUCCACUGUCCAUAGGCUCUAGACCUACAGUUAAUGUGGGAGAUCCAGUGCAAAGAUACAGCAAGGAGAAAAGGGAUGCAAUAUCCCUGGCUAUCAAAGACAUUAAGGAAGCUAUUGAGGAAGUGAAGACUAGGACCAUCCGUUCUCCUUAUACCCCUGAUGAACCCAAAGAGCCCAUUUGGGUGAUGAGACAGGACAUCAGCCCAACCAGGGAUGGGGAGGAUCAGGGUCCACUAGAGGGAGAUUCUCCAUCUCCUGAUUCAUCUUCCCCACGAGGCGCUGAAUCAUCAGGUCUGCAGCAUCACCAAGAUGUCUGUGGAACAGCAGAAACCCCCACCAAGAAGGAGUCAAGAAAAAGCUUGGCUUCUUUCCCAACCUAUGUUGAAGUUCCUGGACCCUGUGAUCCUGAAGAUUUAAUUGAUGGAAUCAUAUUUGCUGCCAAUUACCUUGGCUCUACUCAGCUUCUUUCGGACAAAACUCCGUCAAAGAAUGUGAGAAUGAUGCAGGCUCAGGAAGCUGUGAGCCGAAUCAAGAUGGCCCAGAAAUUAGCCAAAAGCAGAAAGAAGGCCCCUGAAGGUGAAUCUCAGCCCAUGACAGAAGUUGACCUCUUCAUCUCAACGCAGAGAAUAAAAGUGCUGAAUGCAGACACUCAGGAGGUGAUGAAAAUUCCCUUUAAUGUGGAAAACGAAACUAUGAUGGAUCAUCCUCUGAGGACCAUUUCCUACAUUGCAGAUAUUGGGAAUAUAGUCGUCUUGAUGGCUCGCAGGCGAAUGCCAAGAUCUAAUUCCCAGGAUAAUGUGGAGGCAUCUCAUCCCUCCCAGGAUGGGAAGAGACAGUAUAAAAUGAUCUGCCAUGUCUUUGAAUCUGAGGAUGCACAGCUAAUUGCACAGUCCAUAGGUCAGGCAUUUAGUGUGGCCUACCAGGAAUUCUUGAGGGCCAAUGGGAUAAAUCCAGAAGACCUGAGUCAGAAGGAAUACAGUGACUUGCUCAACACCCAAGACAUGUACAAUGAUGACCUGAUCCACUUCUCCAAGUCUGAAAAUUGCAAAGAUGUUUUCAUUGAGAAGCAGAAGGGAGAAAUUCUGGGUGUAGUAAUUGUAGAGUCCGGAUGGGGAUCCAUCUUGCCUACUGUUAUCAUUGCAAAUAUGAUGCAUGGAGGACCAGCUGAGAAAUCGGGGAAGCUGAACAUAGGGGACCAAAUCAUGUCCAUCAACGGGACCAGUUUGGUUGGCCUACCACUCUCUACCUGUCAGAGUAUCAUAAAGGGGUUGAAAAACCAGGCUAGAGUUAAGCUGAAUAUAGUCAGAUGCCCUCCAGUAACUACUGUCCUUAUCAGAAGACCAGACCUCAGAUAUCAGCUUGGCUUCAGUGUUCAGAAUGGCAUUAUCUGUAGCCUUAUGCGAGGAGGCAUUGCAGAGCGAGGAGGCGUACGAGUGGGUCACCGAAUCAUUGAAAUAAAUGGGCAAAGUGUUGUAGCAACACCUCAUGAAAAGAUUGUUCACAUUCUCUCAAACGCUGUUGGUGAGAUUCAUAUGAAGACCAUGCCAGCUGCCAUGUACAGACUCUUGACCGCACAGGAACAACCGGUUUACAUCUAAAGCUGCCCCACCCCGUGUGCAUGGGGGACGCUUUUCCUUGUUAGUGGAGUUUUCUUGUGCUGCA